GAUUUUUACAUAGAAAUUAUUUUUCUUUAUUGGUUUUAACAUCGUUGGAAUUUUUUGUUUGCUUUGUUUUUCUUAAUACAUUUUGAUUUGUUGUUUUUUCUUUUGUCAUUUCCUUCGUUGGUGGUGACCUUUGUUGUUGUUGUUGUUGUUGUUGUUUCGUUUGUUUUUCGUCUUUUUCUCGUUCGAAAUCAUGUUUGUUGUUAGAGUUGUGAAUAAGAAAUUAUUCCUUUCCAAUGGUCCAUCUUGCUCCUUGUCUUCCUUUAAAUCAUCGCUUAGUUGGUGGAGUGGUGUUGAAAUGGGUCCACCUGAUGCCAUCCUUGGGGUUACUGAGGCUUUCAAGAAGGAUACUUCAGAUAAAAAGAUGAAUCUAUCGGUUGGUGCAUAUCGUGAUGAUGAUGGUAAACCAUUCAUUUUACCUUGUGUAAUGAAGGCUGAAGAAAUUUUAUCAAAGAAAAAUCUUGAUAAAGAAUAUGCUGGUAUUGCUGGUGUUGCAGAUUUUUGUCAAGCCGCUGCUAAAUUGGCUUUUGGUGACUCGAGUCCGGUAAUUAAGGAGGGUUUAAAUGCCACUGUUCAAGGUAUUUCGGGAACCGGUUCUCUUACCAUAGGUGCUCACUUUUUAGCUCAAUUUUUCCCUGGAGUUAAAGAGAUUUACAUGCCAACACCAACUUGGGGCAAUCAUAUUCCUAUUUUUAAACGAGCUGGUCUUACCGUUAAACAAUAUCGUUACUUUGAUCCUAAAACCUGUGGAUUCGAUUUUACCGGAGCCCUUCAAGAUUUAGCCAAAAUUCCUGAAAAAUCAAUCAUACUUUUACAUGCUUGUGCUCAUAAUCCAACUGGAGUAGAUCCUAAGCCGGAGCAAUGGAAAGAAAUGUCAAAAGUAAUCAAAGCCAGGAAUCUAUUUCCAUUUUUAGAUAUGGCUUAUCAAGGUUUCGCCACUGGUGACAUUGAUCGUGACGCUUUUGCUUUACGUAUGUUGGUUGAAGAUGGUCAUCAGGUUGCGACGGCUCAAUCAUUUGCCAAGAAUAUGGGUCUUUAUGGUGAAAGAACUGGUGCUUUCUCUGUUGUUUGUGCUGAUAAAGAUGAAGUUGCUCGGACCAUGUCACAACUUAAGAUUAUUAUCAGACCAAUUUACUCUAAUCCUCCAAUCCAUGGAGCAAGAAUCGCUUCAACCAUUUUGAAUGAUCCCUCACUUCGUAGUCAAUGGUUAACCGAUAUUAAAGUAAUGUCAGAUCGUAUUAAUACCAUGAGAAUCAAAUUAAAGGAAGGAUUAAAACGAGAAGGAUCAAGCCGAUCAUGGGACCAUAUUACCGAUCAAAUUGGAAUGUUCUGUUUCACUGGAAUGACACCUGAUCAAGUUGAAAGAUUAAUCAAAGAAUUUAGUGUUUAUUUAACAAAAGAUGGUCGCAUUUCCGUUGCCGGUGUUUCCUCUAAGAAUGUUGAUUAUUUGGCUCAUGCAAUUCACCAAGUUACCAAGUGAAAAUCUAAUGAGUAGCCUGAUCCAAAAGCCGCUUGUCUAACAGAAAGUCUAAUUCUUAUUGUUAUUAUUCAGAAAAAAAAUUUAUCUAAUCAAUUAUGAUAAUCACAUUCAAUCAAAAGCUAAACGAAUACUCGUUUUUUUGUGAUAUACAAAAAGACAAACACGAUGAUCACUAUCAAAGUAAAUUGUUGAUAUUUUUGAUUGAAUUCUAAUUAUCGUAAUUAUUGGCUGAUAAAUUUUCUGUAUUUAUAAUUUGAUAGAAUUUUGUAAAAAUAGAAAUUGAAUACGAUUAAACCAAUUCGUAUGAUUAAAUUGUGUUUGGGAAGUAAAAAACAAUCAAAUCAAAUUUAAUAUCUAUCAAGAGGUUGCUCUCCAAGGGUCUCUCUCUCUCUCUCUGUAAAAUAAUAUUCAACACAAUCAAUUGUAUCUCUGUGAAGGUUAUUAGUGUAUUAAUCAGAAUCAAUUAUCUUGCCAACAAUUGAAGUGUAACAAGAUUAACAAUCAUCAAUCAAUGAACUAA
This is a messenger RNA of Panonychus citri (citrus red mite), 1997 nucleotides long. RefSeq names its product aspartate aminotransferase, mitochondrial-like (gene Got2). The transcript is spliced from 2 exons. Gene Ontology annotation, cellular component: mitochondrion. NCBI's taxonomy places the organism in Eukaryota, Metazoa, Arthropoda, Arachnida, Trombidiformes, Tetranychidae. The record is from RefSeq and is a predicted model, not a curated record. The coding region runs from base 191 to 1477 and encodes 428 amino acids. Gene Ontology annotation, molecular function: pyridoxal phosphate binding; L-aspartate:2-oxoglutarate transaminase activity. Gene Ontology annotation, biological process: L-aspartate catabolic process; biosynthetic process.